Molecule: messenger RNA, 918 nt
Organism: Phycodurus eques (leafy seadragon)
Lineage: Eukaryota; Metazoa; Chordata; Actinopteri; Syngnathiformes; Syngnathidae
Product: vomeronasal type-2 receptor 26-like
Biological process (GO): G protein-coupled receptor signaling pathway
Cellular component (GO): membrane
Molecular function (GO): G protein-coupled receptor activity
Source: RefSeq, a predicted model, not a curated record
AUGUACUCAAGAAACCAAUUUCAGAUGCAGAAAUCAAACUUUGCAGUAGAUUGCGCGCCCUGUCCUCAGGAGUUCUGCUCCAACGAGAGGAGGGAUGAGUGCGUUCCGAAGACAAUAAAGUCCCUGACCUAUUACAAGCCGAUGGGCAUAGCUUUGACCGUUGUGUCUCUGCUGGGGGCCUCGCUGUCGCUGGCCACCAUGCUCAUCUUCAUCUACUACGGACACAUUCCGGCGAUCAAGGCCAGUAACUCCGAACUGAGCAUCUUCUUGCUGUUUUCUCUCUUUUUGUGCUUUCUUUGCCCCCUCGCAUUCAUUGGCAGACCCACGGCGUGGUGUGUGUGCAUGCCGCGCCAUACAGCGUUCCGAGUGACAUUCGCUCUCUGCAUCUCUUCCGUCUCGGGUAAGCCGAUUGUGGUGGACAGCAAGUUAGCCGGAAAGUUUGGGCUGGCGCAGCAGCGGGUCAUAGUGUGCUCCUGCACUCUGGUGCAAAUUCUAUUAUGCGUGCUUUGGCUCAAAUUAAACGCACCCUUUCUAGCUGUGGUUUUCAGAUACAGCAAUAAGAUCAUUUUAGAAAGCAACACCAGCUCUGAAGCUGCGUUCUCUGCAGUGCCAGGCUUUCUUUCAAUUAUAUGUUUAGUUCUGGCAUUUCUAGCAAGUAAGCUGCCUGAGAACUUUAACGAGGCCAAAUUGAUCUCAUUUAGCAUGUUGAUAUUCUGCGCAGUCUGGAUCACCUUUAUUCCAGCGUAUGUCAGCUCCCCUGGCAAGUUUACUGUGGCUGUGGAGAUAUUUGCCAUUUUGUCGUCAGCCUUUAGUUUACCAUUCAGCAUUUUUGCACCUAAAUGUUACAUAAUACUAAUAAAGUCUGAAAAGAAUACCAAAAAGCAUGUCAUGGGGAAAAUGUUUAAUACAGGUCCGUGA